Messenger RNA from Macrosteles quadrilineatus (aster leafhopper), 2654 nucleotides. RefSeq names its product probable cleavage and polyadenylation specificity factor subunit 2 (gene CPSF2). Gene Ontology annotation, molecular function: RNA binding. Lineage: Eukaryota; Metazoa; Arthropoda; Insecta; Hemiptera; Cicadellidae. Gene Ontology annotation, cellular component: mRNA cleavage and polyadenylation specificity factor complex. The record is from RefSeq and is a predicted model, not a curated record. Gene Ontology annotation, biological process: mRNA 3'-end processing by stem-loop binding and cleavage. The transcript has 16 exons. The coding region runs from base 289 to 2562 and encodes 757 amino acids.
AAAUGGCAAUCCCUUCCCUAGGAAUCGGAAUUCUAGGUUAAUUUUGUAGGUUGUUGAAGUGAAUAUAAACACAUAAAAAUAACUUGAUAACAGACUAGGUAAUCAUUCUUCUGUAAUUUUUAAAGAAGUAUGCCUGUUAUCUUUAAAGUAUAUGUGACUACUUUAAGUGGCUAUUCAAAGGUGUGAAGCAACUAGGCCCUAACCUAGCCGGAGUAGGCCUAUUAACUUUGAAAACAGAACUGAUGUUUUAGAAAAUCUUCCAACAACAGACCUGAAUUAAUUGUAAAAAUGACUUCAAUAAUUAAAGUUCAUGUCCUAUCCGGUGCUAUGGAUGAAUCACCACCGUGUUACAUUUUGCAAGUAGAUGAAUUUAGAAUAUUACUAGAUUGUGGAUGGGACGAAAAUUUUGACCAGGAUUUCAUCAAAGAGUUAAAAAAGCAUGUGAACCAAAUAGAUGCCGUUUUGUUGUCCUAUCCAGAUCCCCUACAUUUAGGGGCACUUCCUUACAUAGUCGGCAAAUGUGGACUCAGCUGUCCCAUCUAUGCAACAAUUCCUGUUUAUAAGAUGGGACAAAUGUUUAUGUACGACUUGUAUCAGUCUCGACAUGACAUGGAAGAGUUUGAUAUGUUUACUUUGGAUGAUGUAGAUGCAGCUUUUGACAAAAUCGUCCAAUUGAAAUAUAAUCAGAGCGUAAAUAUGAAAGGAAAAGGUUACGGUAUAACAAUAACACCAUUACCAGCUGGUCACAUGAUAGGAGGUACAAUGUGGAAAAUAGUCAAAGUAGGAGAAGAGGACAUUAUCUAUGCUGUUGAUUUCAAUCACAAAAAAGAACGACACUUAAAUGGAUGUGAACUGGAACGUCUUCAAAGGCCGUCCUUGCUCAUUACAGAUGCAUUCAACGCCACUUACCAGCAAGCUCGUCGGAGGGCUAGGGAUGAGAAACUUAUGACCAACAUUCUGCAGACUCUGCGUAACAACGGGAAUGUACUUGUCGCUGUGGACACAGCUGGUAGAGUGUUGGAGCUCGCACACAUGCUGGACCAGCUGUGGCGCAACAAGGAGUCUGGUCUACUAGCUUACUCCCUAGCACUGCUCAACAAUGUCAGCUACAAUGUUGUCGAGUUUGCCAAGUCCCAGAUUGAGUGGAUGAGUGACAAGUUGAUGAGGAGUUUUGAAGGUGCUCGAAACAACCCAUUCCAGUUCAAACAUGUUCAGAUGUGUCACAGCAUGUCUGAGCUCAGCAGGGUCCCCAGUCCCAAGGUGGUGCUAGCAAGUUCUCCAGACAUGGAAUGUGGAUUUUCAAGAGAACUCUUCCUACAGUGGUGCACAAAACCUAAUAACAGUAUUAUAAUCACCAAUAGAACAUCGCCAGGUACUUUAGCAAGAGAAUUAAUUGAUUUAGGAGGCAACAGGACUAUUACACUUCAAGUUAAAAAAAGAGUUCGAUUAGAAGGAGCAGAGCUAGAAGAAUUUCUACAAAAAGAACGAGAAAAAGAAAAGGAAAAAGAGAAAAGUGAGUACGAUGUGUACCUAAGUUCAGACUCGGAAGAUGAACAAGAAUUGGCAGCCAUUAAAGGGAAACACGAUCUGCUUGUGGUUAAGAGUGAGAUCAAAUCUCAAGCAGGAGCAGGCGGAGUUGGUGUUGGAGGAGCAGGGUUCUUCAAAAGUAGCAAAAAACAACAUCCCAUGUUUCCAUUUUAUGAAGAAAAAGUCAAAUUUGAUGAAUAUGGAGAAAUAAUAAGGCCUGAAGAUUAUAAGUUAGCAGACGCUUCAAUGGAAGUGGAAGAGAAUAAAGAAAAUGUUGAUCAGAAGGAUGAAGAUUUAACAAUGGACAUCACAGAGGAGCCUACUAAGUGUGUCAAGUACACCAGGCAGGUGACUGUGGCAGCGCAAGUGCAGUUUAUUGACUUUGAAGGCCGCUCGGACGGAGAGAGUAUACAGAAGAUCCUAGCAGGGCUGAAGCCUCGACGGCUGGUGUUGGUGAGAGGCAGCCCGGAGAGUACUCUAGCACUAGAGGCUCACACCAAGCAGAGGUGUGGAGACGCACGAAUAUUCGCUCCUUCACGAGGCGAGGUGGUGGAUGCCACCACUGAGACCUACAUCUAUCAGGUGAGGCUGACAGAUGCGUUGGUGUCUUCUAUGGAGUUCAAGAGGGCCAAAGACGCAGAGCUGGCCUGGUUGGAUGCAGUCAUGGUGACUCGCAGCAAGGCUGUGGCCAAACCUCUCUCUGAGAACACUACAUCUGAGCGAGAGGCUCUACAAGACAAUGAUGACACUAAAGAAGACACCAAAGAUGAAAUAUACACUUUGGAACCCUUAGCACCAAAUGAGAUCUCUGGGCACCAGCCAUCGUUUAUCAAUGAGCUGAAGCUGUCAGAUUUCAAACAAGUGUUGACCAAGUACAACAUCCCAUCAGAGUUCUCAGGAGGAGUUCUGUGGUGUUGUGACAACACUGUGGCCAUCAGACGGCAUGAAGCCGGGAAAGUCACCCUAGAAGGUUGUUUAUCUGAAGAUUAUUAUAGAGUCAGAGAACUUCUAUAUGAACAAUAUGCUAUUGUUUAAAAAUUGUAAAUUUCUAUUGUAAUAUUGAUGUAAUCCAUUUAUCAUUAUAUAAUAUUUUGUAUGCUAAUGCUAAGAUCAUAAAUAAAAUAAUU